Messenger RNA from Cornus florida, 1654 nucleotides. RefSeq names its product AP-4 complex subunit mu. Gene Ontology annotation, biological process: protein targeting; Golgi to lysosome transport. Lineage: Eukaryota; Viridiplantae; Streptophyta; Magnoliopsida; Cornales; Cornaceae. Gene Ontology annotation, cellular component: clathrin adaptor complex; trans-Golgi network; cytoplasmic vesicle. The coding region runs from base 85 to 1440 and encodes 451 amino acids. The transcript has 13 exons. The record is from RefSeq and is a predicted model, not a curated record.
UUAUAUAUGCAAUGAAGUUAUCGAUCGACCAAAUCGAAUCAGUGUUUAGCUUUGCGCACAAAAGACUCAGGGAGCGAAGUGAUCAUGAUCUCGCAGUUCUUUGUGCUGUCGCAAAGAGGCGACAACAUCGUCUUCCGCGAUUAUCGUGGUGAUGUACAAAAAGGAAGUGCAGAGAUAUUUUUCCGUAAAGUGAAGUUUUGGAAUGAGGAUGGCGAAGAGGAGGCACCCCCUGUCUUUAAUGUGGAUGGCGUGAACUACUUCCACGUGAAGGUUGUUGGCUUGCUCUUUGUUGCAACCACAAGAACCAAUGUGUCACCUUCUCUUGUCUUGGAACUUUUACAAAGAAUUGCACGUGUAAUCAAAGACUACCUUGGGGUUCUCAAUGAAGAUUCAUUCCGAAAAAAUUUUGUGCUUGUGUAUGAGUUGCUCGACGAAGUUGUUGAUUUUGGUUAUGUGCAAACAACAUCCACUGAAGUCUUGAAGUCCUAUAUAUUUAAUGAGCCAAUUGUGGUUGAUGCUGCACGUUUGCCAACUCUUGGCCCUGCUUCCAUUUUUAUGCAAGGAUCAAAAAGAAUGCCAGGGACAGCUGUCACAAAAUCUGUUGUAGCGAAUGAACCUGGGGGUAGGAAGAGGGAGGAAAUUUUUGUGGAUAUUAUUGAGAAAAUUAGCAUUACAUUCAGCUCAAGUGGAUAUAUACUGACCUCUGAGAUUGAUGGCACUAUUCAAAUGAAGAGUUAUCUUACUGGCAACCCAGAAAUCCGAUUAGCUCUUAAUGAGGAGUUGAGCAUUGGACGAGGCGGGAGGUCACUCUAUGAUUAUGGUGGUUCUUCUGGGUCAGGAGCAGUGGUGCUAGAUGAUUGUAAUUUCCAUGAAUCUGUACAUCUUGAUAGUUUUGAAGUUGACAGAACUCUGACUCUGGUUCCGCCAGAUGGUGAAUUUCCUGUCAUGAAUUACCGUAUGACCCAGGAAUUCAAGCCUCCUUUUCGAAUUAACACUUUGAUUGAAGAAGCUGGACGACUUAAGGCUGAAGUGAUUCUUAAGAUACGUGCUGAGUUCCCCUCAAGUAUUACUGCAAAUACAAUUGUAGUACAGAUGCCACUGCCAACAUAUACCACCAGAGUUAAUUUUGAGUUGGAACCUGGGGCAGUUGGACAAAUAACUGAUUUUAAGGAGUCAAACAAGAAGCUUGAAUGGAGUCUGAAGAAGAUUGUUGGUGGGUCUGAGCAUACUCUACGUGCAAAACUGACAUUUUCACAUGAAUCACACGGAAAUAUUACAAAGGAAGCAGGACCUGUCAGCAUGACUUUUACAAUACCAAUGUAUAAUGCUUCAAGGCUUCAGGUGAAAUACUUGCAGAUAGCAAAGAAAUCUAAAACCUACAAUCCAUAUAGGUGGGUGAGAUACGUUACUCAAGCCAAUUCUUAUGUUGCUCGUAUAUGAUGGAGGGAAGCCCCUUCUCCUUGUUCCCGUUUCCCAUUUUUUUUUUUUUUUUUUUGGGCACAAUGAUGUGUUUUUUUUAACUAGAUUUUAUUUUGCUCAAUAAUUAUAUUAAAAAAAAUUGUAUCCUAUAGAAACUGAUUGCAUCUUCUCCACAUUUUUCUUUUCCUCUCAAAAAAAAUAAAAAAAUAAAGUUGACAAUCUUUUGUGGAAUGAA